Molecule: messenger RNA, 656 nt
Organism: Penaeus vannamei (Pacific white shrimp)
Lineage: Eukaryota; Metazoa; Arthropoda; Malacostraca; Decapoda; Penaeidae
Product: neurofilament light polypeptide
Source: RefSeq, a predicted model, not a curated record
GCGGAUGCCAGCCACGAGGGCAUCAUGGUGCCCACGAAGGACGGUGCCAGCGUCGACCUCCUCACCUGGGCCACCAGGAACGGUCACAGUGAAGUCGAGCAAUUCCUCACCGAGAAGGAGGGCGCCCAGAUUGCCGAGACCCCUCAGCCAGCCUCAGAGGAGGAAGGAGGCCAAGAAGAGGCAGCUGUAACAGAAACAGAAACUGAUGCAAAGGAAGAAGGGAAGGAGGAAGAUGAUGCAAGAGAAGAAGGCGACGGGGCUGAGGAUACAACGGAAGCAGUAGAAGGCGCAGGAGGAGAGGAACCACCAGCUGAUCCUCCAGCCGAUGAAAGUGCAGAGGCUGGUGAAUCCCCGCCCGAAGGAGAGGACGCGGAAGGUGCCGACGCCACAAACGGAGACGCAACAGAAGAAGGCGAAGUAACGGAAGGAGGCGAUACGACAGAAGUUACUGACGCAGUGGAAGGCGGAGAAGCUGAGCCAGCUGCUGAGGGAGACGCUGGAGGCGGUGGUGAAGACGCCGACGACGGUGGUGGCGGAGAAAAUACUGUCGAAGAAUAGGCCUGAUCAUCUGAGCCGGAUUAUGAAAUGAUGUUUCGUCUUGCAAAGGAUUCUGUAAAACCUGAACUGAACUUACGAACAAGGAACGAAAAAAGAGU